This is a messenger RNA of Scedosporium apiospermum, 3255 nucleotides long. RefSeq names its product Nitrite reductase [NAD(P)H]. Lineage: Eukaryota; Fungi; Ascomycota; Sordariomycetes; Microascales; Microascaceae. The record is from RefSeq and is a predicted model, not a curated record. Gene Ontology annotation, molecular function: heme binding; flavin adenine dinucleotide binding; 2 iron, 2 sulfur cluster binding. The transcript has 9 exons. The coding region runs from base 1 to 3255 and encodes 1084 amino acids.
AUGGAGACUACGAACGGCUCCGUGCAAAACGGCCACGCCACCAGAAACGGUGACGAGUAUACCACAACCUCCCACACGAACGGCGAACAUAGAAUUGAGUCCAUGAAUGGCCGGAGGAAAGACGAAAUGAAUCGGUCGUUGGAAAACAACGCUAAUGGGUACCGAAGAAAACGCCUGGUGGUAGUGGGAUUGGGCAUGGUAGCGAUGGCUUUCAUAGAGAAAUUGACAAAGCUCGAUGCGAAGCGGCGAGAAUACGAUAUUACUGUCGUUGGAGAGGAGUCUCACCUAGCGUAUAACCGCGUGGGUCUGUCAACGUUUUUCGAUCACCGCGUGAUAGAAAAUCUCUAUCUCAACCCUCUAGAAUGGUAUUCGUCCUUUGGGGAUGGUUGGCUGAGCUACCACCUCAACACCCGAGUGACAAGGAUCGUCCCCGAGGCCAAAUACAUCUCUACCACUAAUGGCGACAUAAUCCCCUACGAUAUCUUGGUUCUAGCGACCGGCUCAGAUGCGGUAUUGCCAAAGUAUACCCCGGGACACGACGCUACAGGCGUAUUCGUAUACAGAACGAUUGCAGACUUAGAAGCCUUAAUAGAUUUCUCGACGCGAAACAAAGGUUCGGUAGGCGUUGCUGUCGGGGGUGGCCUACUGGGUCUCGAGGCAGCCAAAGCCAUGAUGGAUCUCGAUGCGUUCUCGUCCGUCAAGAUUAUCGAUCGAAACGAAUAUCUACUGGCGAGGCAAUUGGACGCAGAUGCCGGUCACCUGGUCACGGAAAAGGUACGGGAGCUAGGUCUCGACGUUAAGCACAAGAAGCGAAUCGCAGCUGUUGAUGUUGACGACUGUAACCAUGUCACUGGCGUCACAUUUGAGGACGGUGAGAAGCUGGGCUGCAGCUGUGUUUGCUUUGCGAUCGGUGUGAGACCUCGAGACGAGCUUGCGGACGGUGCUGGCAUCCUUAUCGGUCCGAGGACCGGCGGCUUUGUCGUCGGCGAAGACCUGCAAACGUCUGUUCGCGAUAUUUAUGCAAUUGGUGAUUGUUCGUGUUGGAAAGACCAGACCUUCGGCAUCAUUGCCCCUGGGGUCGAGAUGGCCGACAUUCUCUCCUUCAACCUUACAGAAGGUCGCUUCCAAGAGCCACGAAAAUUCACCCGCAUUGACCCAAGCACGAAACUGAAACUGCUCGGGAUAGACGUCGCCAGUUUUGGAGACUUCUUCGCCGACCGAGAUGGUCCCAGCUUUCCUAACGGUCUGAGGCGAACAGUCCCAGGGGAAGAACUCGAGGACGGCGGCCGUGGAGCACCGCCAGUAAAGGCGCUAACAUACAAGGAUCCCUUCAGUGCCGUUUACAAAAAGUACCUGUUUACGCUCGAUGGCAAGUAUCUAGUUGGCGGGAUGAUGAUUGGGGACACGAACGAUUAUGCAAAACUUGCCCAAAUGGUACGAAAUCGUACUCCACUCGAGGUCCCGCCUAGUCAGUUCAUAUUAGGUGCCAAGACGGACACAGAUCCUGACGGGUCCGAUCUCCCUGAUGACACCCAAGUCUGCUCCUGCUAUAACGUCACCAAGGGUGAUAUCGUCCAAGCGGUACAAUCCGGCGAUUGCAAGAGCCUUGCCGACAUCAAGUCUUGCACCAAAGCAGUAUGCCAGCAUUUUCCUUACUCGAGAGUGGAUUUGUACAAUAUCAUUGCGGUGAAGCAGAUCGAAACCUUCGAGGCCGUUAUGCAAGAGGCAGGGAACAACCCCGGCUCUCUCGGCUGUGAGGUUUGCAAACCAACAGUUGCGUCGAUUUUGGCGAGCCUAUUCAAUGAACACAUCAUGUCGAAGCGGCAGCAUCAUCUCCAAGAUACGAACGACCGGUUUUUGGCCAAUAUCCAACGGAACGGCACGUUUUCCGUCGUCCCGCGUAUUCCCGGAGGCGAGAUUACCCCGGCCCAGCUGAUCACCAUAGGCAAGGUUGCCGAAAAGCACAACCUCUACUGUAAGAUUACGGGCGGGCAACGGAUAGAUCUCUUUGGCGCGAAGAAGAAAGAUUUGUUGGGAAUCUGGGGAGAACUGGUCGAUGCCGGAAUGGAAAGUGGUCACGCUUAUGCAAAAUCAUUGAGAACCGUCAAGGCAAGUGAAUUAAUUCGCCACCUCGAUAUUGGGCUUCCUGCUAACUUUGUCGGAAUGGCCAUUCGUGUCGAAGAACGAUACAAGAGCAUACGUGCACCUCAUAAGCUGAAGGGCGGUGUCUCGGGCUGUGUUCGAGAAUGCGCCGAGGCCCAAAGUAAAGAUUUCGGUCUCAUUGCAACCGAGAAGGGGUUCAACAUAUUCGUUGGUGGCAACGGAGGUGCUACGCCCCGACAUGCCGAGCUAUUGGCAAAAGACGUGCCGCCGGAAGAUGUUAUCUCUCUCCUAGAUCGAUACAUCAUAUUUUACAUUCGUACGGCAGAUCGGCUCCAGCGGACUGCUCGGUGGAUCGAAAACCUGCCAGGCGGCAUUGACUAUCUUCGCGAAGUAGUCGUCGAUGACAAGCUCGGCAUCGGGUUGCAUAUGGAGAAACAAAUGCAAGACCUUGUCGGCAGUUAUUUCUGUGAGUGGACUGAAAUCCUCAAUGACCCAGAACGACAAAAGGCAUUCCGACAGUUUGACAACACGGACGAGGAGGUUGAGACUGUCGAGAUCAUAACCGAGAGGGAUCAAGAACGGCCCACAUACUGGUCAAGCCAGCCAGCCGGCGAGGACUUCAAGACUCACCAAUGGUCAAGCUUAUCUUGGCAACCUCUCAUUCAAGCGAAUCACUUUGACAACUUCCCCUCUGCACAGGUGAAGCGUGGGGACACCCAACUGGCGAUAUUCAAGGUCAAGGGUGGCUACUACGCAUCCCAGCAAAUGUGUCCUCACAAGCGAGCCUUUAUUCUUUCCGAUGGUCUCGUUGGUGAGGACAACGGGAAAUACUGGGUGUCAUGCCCGUAUCAUAAGCGUAACUUUGAGUUGAAUGGUGAGGAGGCUGGACGUUGCUCAAACGAUGACUCUAUGAACAUUGCGACCUUCCCCGUCGAGGGGAGGGACGAUGGAUGGGUCUACGUUAAACUCCCCCCUGUUGAUGAACUGGAUGCACUCCUGGGAACGUCGAGGUGGAAGACGACCAAGCAAGAAAGCUGCGCCCCAUUUGAGAGACUGGAUCAGAAACUAGGCAACUGCGGGAAAGGGCGGAGGGGCAGGAAGCCCCGGGAAGUACGGAAGCCGGCGUUGUCUACUGUAUCCCUCAGCUGGUGA